AUGAAUCAUUUUGUUAAGAAUGGAAAGGGUGGUGACCUAAUUGUAAGGGAAGGAGAAAGCAGUUGUAAAAUGUAUAAAUCCUUGACCAUUGUUUCAAGCCUCAGAUUAGACAGUACUUCAAUAAAAAGCCAAUCUCCUUGCAUGACCAAAGAAAUAUUUCAAGGCAGCUGGGGGAAACCAAAUUGCCAUUUCCAGUCCAUUGGGAUGAACAAUCCAAAUGAAGUAGAAGCAAAAGUGAUCCAAGGACUAGGGGUUUUUCUCAUUGUCCUUCUCCGGGAUUCUAAUGGUGAAAGGAGAAUCAAAGAAUGCUUUCAAGCGUGUCCUCAACAGGCAUUUAUCAGGAGACUGCUUUGCAAGCAUGCAGUACUCUCGUUGGAAAGACGUAGAGAAGAAUAAAUUACAUAUUCAAGAAACAUUCCUGCAAUGUAUCAUAGGGAGGCAGACAUCAGCUAUCUUUCAAAUGAGAACCCGCACCCGAGGCUAAUACCUACAGAUGGAUGUUAUAGCAGUGAAGCUGCCCAGCUUUCGUACGUUUUUAUAAAUCAAUGAAAUCACUUUGCAGUUGCUGUGUUUAGAUCAUUAACAAUAAUACUUCAGUGUAUCUAUGAAAAGCUUCUUGAGUGUACUGUAUUGCUAUACAAUCUACAUCUUGAAACUGCAUUCUUUUCAAGUUGUGAAUGCUUCUUGUUUCAAUUGCACUGGUAGGUCCCUAC
Messenger RNA from Magnolia sinica, 713 nucleotides. RefSeq lists its product as uncharacterized. The coding region runs from base 1 to 396 and encodes 131 amino acids. The transcript is spliced from 2 exons. Lineage: Eukaryota; Viridiplantae; Streptophyta; Magnoliopsida; Magnoliales; Magnoliaceae. The record is from RefSeq and is a predicted model, not a curated record.